UUAAAGAAUAUUUAAGAAGACAAGCGUGGACAUCAUGUGUAUGGUCCUUGUGGCGUCUCGUUGCCAUGACAACGUAUAUGCAAUACACAACAACUACGUUACCAGACGUAGGAUCAAUUUACAUUAUAUAAUUUUCAUUGUAUAUAGACAAAAUAGCCAUAAACAACGAUUGGAAAAAUUCUAAUGUCGAUGUUCACAGCGUUACUGAAGUGACUAUCAUGUUUCCGAGACGCAGUUGAGGAAUUUGUUGGGUGCAAGAUGGUGGUGCAUGGUAGGCUGGUGCAGGGUGGUCAUUAUAGUAUUAUGUGAGUCAGUAGGAGCAACGUGAUGGUGGGUGAUGGUGUUGAUGCUCACUUGCCUGCCCUCACUACCUCGCUCACACUAAGGGUCACCCAGCAUCAUCAUGACCUGAGAUGACCUCGUAGUCCGCUGGUCUACGUCGCGUGGCUCACAUUUCUACUCCAACCAGUUGGCUUCUGUUUAGUCUACCGUUAAAACAGAGAGGGGUGAGGGAGGGAUGGAUGAUCGUACGGUAGACAAGAUCUUCUCCGGCAGCCUGGAGACACUACCACCCGUCAGCUCCAAGGUGUGUCGUAUCUUCACCUCCUCCACCUUUACAGACAUGUUGAUGGAGCGGAACACCUUGAUGGCGGAGGUGUACCCAAGACUGAAGGAAUUUUGCAGGGAGAAGCACGGUCUUGAGUUCCAGGUGGUGGAUAUGAGGUGGGGUGUGAGGGACGAGGCCACUGAUGACCACAUGACCACUGAGCUCUGCAUGAGGGAGAUCGACAACUGCCAGAGGCUCUCCAUGGGACCCAACUUCGUGUUCUUCGGUGGUCAGAAGUACGGGUACCGCCCCAUCCCCACGGUGAUCCUGGGCUCUGAGUUGCUUAUGCUGCGGGAAGCUCUGGUCACCAUGGGUGUUGAUACCAUCCUCAUCGAUACCUGGUACAAGAAGGAUUCCAACGCUGUGCCUUUCGUUUACAUCCUACAACCCAUCUCUUCUAUCCUCGUCAAUUUCAAUAACAAGAGAGUGCCCAAGCUGCAGGCUCAGGACCAGGCUACAUGGUGGGACACGCUGGCCAAGAUGCAGAAGCUACUGAGGAAGGCAGCACAGGCCUGCUACAACACUCACAAGAUGGACAAGGAAGCUAUGCAUAACUACUUCAUGUCAGUAACUGAGAGGGAGGUGAUCAACGGGAUCCUGAGCGUAAAGAACACCAAGAACCACACUCUUGCCCUCGUCCGUUACAUCAACAACAUCAACUUACAGAACUUGAGGAGAGCGGCGAACUUCAUCGACAUUGUCAAUCGUCAGAUUGAUGGUGAGGCCAUGAAGUUGCUCUCUGACCUGAGGGACGUCAGGCUUCCAGCCAGGAUAGAGUCUACUAAUUACCACAGGUACACGGUGGAGUGGAUCGGUCGGGAGGGCCUGGCAAAGGAGACCCACGGUGAGUACCUGCAGGAGUUCUGCACCCACUUCUACAAGGGCAUGACCAAACUCAUCGACCGAGCCAUGCGCAAGGAAGACUCCUCAGCCCAGGGACAGAUCAUCACAGAAAUUCUGCAGCACUUGCACGCUUGCAAGAACUCCGUAACUAUCUCCUACAACUACAUGCUGCCGUUUGAGGACAUUCCUGACGACCUAGUACCCCUCACAGCCCACUUGAAGGAACUGCUGAACUGCGCUACCCCUCAGAUGCCGCUGCUCAUCUUCCUGGACAGUGUAGACCAAGUGACAGGGGCCACUGAUGCCAACCGCAUGUCUUGGAUCCCCACCAGGCUCCCUCCCAACGUCAAGAUCGUGGUGUCUUGUGUGUCUGAGGAGAACGACCCGGAACUCUCUAAAGACUACACGCUGCUCAGAAGGAUGAUUGACGACGAGAACCAGUUCCUGGAGGUGAGGGCGCUGGGGGAAGACCUCGCCAUGGACAUAAUAAAGAGGUGGAUGAACACAGCUGCCAGGGACCUCAACAACUACCAGUGGCGAGUGGUGAGCAACGCCAUCUCCCGCUGCUCCCUCCCUAUAUUCGUCAAGCUGGUCUUCGCAGAGAUCUGCCGCUGGAAGAGCUACAGCAAGCCCCAGGACACCUACCUCGCUUCUAAUGUCAUGGACUCCAUCAUGAUGCUCUUCUCUAAAGUCGAGGUCAAGCACGGGCGUCUGCUGGUGUCUCACGCCCUCGCCUACAUCACCGCCAGCAAGAACGGCCUCUCCGAGUCUGAGCUGGAGGAUCUUAUCUCCCUCGAUGAUAAGGUACUGGACGACGUGUACCAGUACCACAUGCCCCCGGUACGCCGCAUCCCGCCCCUCCUCUGGACCAGGAUCAGGAAUGACUUGCCAAACUACCUCUCCGACUGCGAGGCUGAUGGCGUCUCCGUCCUCAAUUGGUACCACAGGCAGUUCAACGAGGCGGCGAGGAAGCGUUACUUCACCAACCAGAACUUAGCUAUGUACUUCUACUCUAUGAUAGCUGACUACUUCCUGGGCAUGUGGGGAGGAGGUGUGCCCAAACCCUUUAAGUACACCGAGAUACAGAGGCAUAGAUUCAACUUGAAGAGCAAGGAAGGUCUGGCAGACAGGAAGGUCCCUCCGCAGCCUCUCGUCUUUUACAACAAGGAGGGAAAGGUUACCAGAUACAACCUCAGGAAGUUCGGAGAGCUUCCAUUCCAUCUGGUGCGAGCGAGGAGGUUUGAAGACUUGUACCAGCAUGUACUCUUCAGUUACCAGUGGCUACACGCCAAGCUCUGUUCGUGUCCCCUGCAGGCAGUGCUCUCUGACUUCGAAGAUGCUUCGACCCACAUCGAUGACAGGGACCAGAUCAGGGAAUUGAUGCUGGUGGCUGAUGCCUUGAGGCUGGGAGGCGCCAUCCUCUCACAGUACCCGGAUAUGCUGGCACCGCAGCUCAUAGGUCGUCUUCUGCCGGAGAUGGAGGCCAAUCCACACGUGAAGAGCCUCCUGGAACAGUGUGACGCAGAGGGCAUCGAACACUGUGGUCUUCUUCCUUCCUACCACUGUAGCCACACACCUGGAGGUCCCCUCAAGGUGAUAGUCGUGUUAUCGCUAGAGGGUCACCAUUGUUCUUCGGCUCCACUGCCCACGACUGCGUACAUCUCGCGUCUCUACAAGUUCACACCUGCCCUAUCGACCUCUGACCUGACAGGGAGUGGUGCCAGGAUGAAAGGCAUUAUGCAGACCUGUGCUUCCAGACAACAAGUACUCAUCGCUCACACUGAAUACACCAUGUUUGCAUUUUGUCUUUUUUCCAACUCCACUGUGUACAUUUUCCUCCUUAGAUCAUGGGUGUUGUACACACUGAGAGGAGAAGAGCGAGAACGAGUGUCGUCGCCGGUGGACAAGCCAAUCCUCUUCAUAGACUUCAAGAGUCCCAAGGACUACAGCCUUGUCUGUUGGUCAGGAGACUUCGACAAUAAGGACCUACUUAUCCAUACCGUCGUCGGGGACACCACCUUCCCCAACCUCGACUUUCACAGACGACGUUUCUUGUUCCGUCGCGACGACUCGUGCUGGACGCUAGAGCGGGUCGUAGCUCCCAACGACCACAAGCUGCUGAUGCUACACCUCAGUGACGACCAGAAACAUCUCAUCGGUACCUUCAUGAUGGGCUUCCAGGUGUGGGAGGUGGAGGCAGGCGAGGCGUGGACGUUGAAACUCCCUCAUGGCAUCAGGAACAUCUCCACGCAGCUCCUCAAAUCCAACUCUUGCGUUCUCUCCAAGGGAUACAAGUACGCCGUCGCCGGAGUCAGGAAGAGUCUUUACGUGUGGGAGCUGAAGACAGGACUUCUCAAGGUCCUUGAUGCUCACUUCGGUCGCAUCAUCGACAUGGUCGCACUUGUCGUCGGUUCCUGGAACUCUGUGAUCACUUCAUCGCUGGACAGGACAGUCAAAGUGUGGAACAUCAACAACAUCUUCGAGCAAGUGCACGUCAUUGAUCGUCAUGAGCUGCAAGUCGACGAUAUCAGCUUGGCUGCUGACAAACCCAUAGCUGUAACGGUGACGAGAAACUGUGUGGGCAUCUGGAACCUUCGUCUGGGGAAGCUAGUGAGCAAGCUGGCAGAUUCACCCCUCGGUGCUAUUGUCACCCACGCUGGUAUCACCAGCAACAGCAGGUACAUAGUGUCGACGGAGUCAGGGAACGUGUUGAUCUGGAACGUGCGGGCCGAGGCGGUGGUGUUCAAGGCGGAGCAGAAGAACGUCCAACAACUCUUGCUGCUUGAUGACGACACCAAGUGUGUCACAGUCUCCAAGGUGUCCAUGGAGUCAGGUGAGCUGUGGUGUCACCUGGUGACUCGUUCCAUCCCGUGCGGACAGGUAGUUUACGAGCUCGACUAUCCAGUUCGAUCCUUCCGUCAGAUAGCCGUGACGGCAGACGGUCUCUUCCUUGUCAUCCCUUCCGUCGACGGUCUUAAGGACGUGUUGUUAAUCUACCACGCCCGGACGGGGACACUGGUGCACAAAAUGCCACUCAAGUACCCAGCAUAUAAGGACUUUCACUUGGUAGUGCCCCUACCCAACAAGCCAACCCAGGUGGCGCUCAUCGACCAGGAUAAAGGCAACAUUGUCGACAUACGAACAAAGAAGUUUGUGCGAUCGAUACCCAAAUGGGGAGGCAAGGUUUCCAAGGACGGUCGCUACGGUCUGUUUGCUCCUGCGCGAGGCGGCCUCGAACUGCUGGAGCUCCGACACGGUACCUCCGUCAGGACGCUCAUCCCCAGGGUAGCCGAGGGCGUCUUCUCUGUUAUCUGCCUCUUCACUCGCACCGACGAGUACGUCCUCUAUUACCAUGGUGGCCGCAAGACCAUCAGAGUCUUCAGGGUUGCAGACGGGAAGAUGAUAGCCAACUACCGUGUGCAGGCGGAGCUGACAGCCAUCGCGGCGAGUGAAGAUGGUCGUACCAUCGUACUGGGCACUGUUGAUGGUUGCCUCUCCUCCCUCACUAUCGCCGAUCCUAACCGACCGGGUAUUAAGGAGUACCUCACCAACCUGCCCUCCAGAAACCCUCAGAAGUUCCAGGAGGAGGAGGCCAAGCAGACCAAGAGCUUGAGACGAGCGGUCAACAUGGUGAUGCUUACCAACAGACUACAAGGCACCGGGAGUGAUCGCUCAAAUACCUAGUGUGGUGAAGGUAGCUUGGUCUGGAACCUAUAAGGUGGUGCUAUGUGUGAUGUUAGCGAUGGGAGAGUGAGGAGCGAUGCCUAGUGGCCCAUGUUAGGCAGGUCCUACUCGCGAAUCUUAGACAUAUAUUCCCAGGAAAAGAGUCACGGAUAAAAAAUCACAUGAAAAAAGUCUAACCUGCCUUAUCCUAACCUAACCUAACCUUCCUUUUCCUAACCUAACCUGGCCUACCUCCUAGCCUUAUAUAGUCUUACCUGCUCCUAACCAAACCUUACCUUUCCUCUCCUUACCUAACUUAACACUGUGUUGCACUGUGUUAUACAAAUGUUAUCACAAGAAAUCAGAAGGUAUGUGAGGAGCUAAACAGGAGAUUUAAGGAAGUUUUUACAGUAGAGACAGGAAGGGCUCUGGGAAGACAGCACAGAAGGGAACAUCAAGAGGGAAUAUACCAACAAGUGUUGGAUGACAUACGAACAACCGAGGAGGAGGUGCAGAAGCUGCUAAGUGACCUUGAUACCUCAAAGGCGAUGGGACCGGACAACAUCUCCCCGUGGAUCCUUAGAGAAAGAGCAGAGAUGCUGUGCGUGCCCCUAACCACAAUCUUCAACACAUCCCUUGAAACUGGGCAACUACCUGAGAAAUGGAAGACAGCAAAUAUAGUCCCCAUAUUUAAGAAAGGAAAAAGAAAUGAGGCACUAAAUUACAGGCCUGUGUCUCUGACAUGUAUUGUGUGCAAAGUCAUGGAGAAGAUUAUCAGGAGGAGAGUGGUGGAACACCUGGAACGGAACAAAAUUAUAAAUGAAAACCAGCAUGGGUUCAUGGAAGGCAAAUCCUGUGUCACAAACCUUCUGGAGUUUUAUGACAAGGUAACAGAAGUAAGACACGAGAGAGAGGGGUGGGUUGAUUGCAUUUUCCUUGGCUGCAGGAAGGCCUUUGACACAGUUGCCCACAAGAGAUUAGUGCAGAAGCUGGAGGAUCAGGCGCAUAUAACAGGGAGGGCACUGCAAUGGAUCAGGGAAUAACUGACAGGGAGGCAACAACGAGUCAUGGUACGUGAAGAGGUAUCACAGUGGGCGCCUGUGACGAGCAGGGUCCCACAGGGGUCAGUUCUAGGACCAGUGCUAUUUUUGAUAUAUGCGAACGACAUGAUGGAAGGAAUAGACUCUGAAGUGUCCCUAUUCGCAGAUGAUGUGAAGCUGAUGAGAAGAAUUAAAUCGGAUGAGGAUGAGGCAGGACUGCAAAGAGACCUGGACAGGCUGGACAUGUGGUCCAGAAACUGGCUUCUCGAAUUCAACCCUGCCAAAUGCAAAGUCAUGAAGAUUGGGGAGGGGCAAAGAAGACCGCAGAGUAUAGGCUAGGUGGACAAAGACUACAGACCUCACUCAGGGAGAAAGACCUUGGGGUGACUAUAACACCGAGCACGUCACCGGAGGCACACAUCAACCAAAUAACUGCUGCAGCAUGCGGGCGCCUGGCAAACCUGAGAAUAGUAUUCCGAUACCUUAAUAAGGAAUCGUUCAAGACACUGUACACUGUGUAUGUGUUACAAAAAACGCUAUUCUAAAAGCUUAGAGAUCUCCAGUGAAUACUAGAAAGGACUGCACUUCUAGCAUCCAGCCUGUUACUGGGUUUACGUAACAAGUAGUCAGUAUCCUUGUCCAAUUAUCCAUUAAAAUUCAGUAUGAUUCAUUAGUGCUUCAGGAUUACAACUGGUAGGCUACUAACUAGAGAAAUUAAAAUUUAAUAAAUUUAUUAAGUCUAGAGGUAUAUUAUCAAAUUAAAUUAAAUUAAAUUAAUCACAGUAAUCAAAAUAAUAUCACUUCUUUCGAGUACAAUAUUAUUGUGCUGAAAACACGUCACAUUUAUAAUUCUUAAGUACCGUCUGGUACAUUAACAUUUAAUAAGAUAUUACAAAUAUGUACAAGUAAGUUUGUGUAUGCGUGUAAGUGCUCUAAGUAGUUCACUAUGUCUCACGACUCGACUAGACUUAAACAAGUGACUGACAAAGUCCUCAAAUAAACUAACUUCUUGACCAACUGGCAAUCAGAACAAUCUGCUUGAACAAUAAAAAGAAUGUUAAGCCCAAUAGCAAUAUAACAAGCAACUGCGACACAGAAUCAGGAACAAGGAGAUAAUAUAACGACACUAAGUAGGGACCAUCAGCAGAUCCCCCACAAGUCACCAAACUCCCAUACUACUGAAUCUAGGUUCAGCAUAAGAAAAUCCCCGACUGUGAUAAUACACAGAUAUCAGUACAAGUUAGUAGGUCAGAAGCUACAGCUCAGGACCUGAGUUGUUUCUAGUGUCUAUGAGACACACAACCUCAGUACAACGUCGAAAAUCACUAAGUCUAUACAAUGUUCUGUGAACAGAGUUCUACAGAACUAACAAGAAUAAUGAGACAGACAAUCUGUCCAACCACCAAGAGAGUCUAGACCAGACUGAAUACUUCAGGCGAGGUGAGGACACCCCCCCGUCGAUUACGUGAUAGCUCCGUGGACAGCUGCAGCUCAGAAACAGAAGCCGGCAGUCUAACGAGCAAAGGGCGAUAAUUACAGUAGUUAGACAAUCAAGACUUGAACUGAGCACAUAAUAUGUUACAUCCUACCUAACCAA
Messenger RNA from Cherax quadricarinatus, 7750 nucleotides. The record is from RefSeq and is a predicted model, not a curated record. NCBI's taxonomy places the organism in Eukaryota, Metazoa, Arthropoda, Malacostraca, Decapoda, Parastacidae.